CGUUAACGUUGAAGCGUCGCUGCUGUGGUGAAACCCCGCCCCUCCCGCCGUCAACAACUGGAUUCCUGCUAAUUGUAUUUUCGACAACUAGCAUCGCUAGCCUGCUAACGAUGAUUGCGUUUGUAAAUAAAUAACGUAUCCUCGAUGGACUUGUAUUCGUUUCUUUUCAUCUGAGACGGGCUCCAUUUACGGCCCGUGUCGUCUGCGCAAGCGACUGGACCAGCGGCCGCAAGGCGUACCGUCCUUUAGCCUUCUCCGAAACAAGAUUAGCGGCUAUCGCUAGCUGGCUCGCUGACAGCUGCCUCGGUUAGCUACGUGCCUUUAACGGCACCGUAGCAAAGAUUUAUUUCAUAAAACAAUGAGUCGUCUCUGACAUUGAGAGUGCUGAGGCCCUGUUGGUUGUCACUUUGGAGUUAUCCGAACUCAUUUCUCGGUUGACUCUGCAUUGGUGCCAUUGAAGAUCCGCUUGUGCGUACACGGUGGUUGGGUUUUACCAGGGCUGCCAGUAUGAUGCCGGUGAUACUGACGGUGUACCUCAGUGACGGGGAACAGAUCACAGCCGAGGUCCCCAUCACACCCGAGACGACGUGUCGCGAUGUCGUAGAGUUCUGCAAAGAGCCUGGCGAGAGCGGCUGCCACCUGGCUGAGGUCUGGAGAGGCAACGAACGGGCGAUCCCAUUUGAGCACAUGAUGUACGAACAUCUGCAGAAGUGGGGGCCUCGAAAACAAGAAGUCAAGUUCUUCCUCCGCCAUGAAGAGUCUCCUACUGAGAGCAGUGAUCAAGGAAGUCAGCAGUCUCAGGAUCAAACCGGUCACAGAAGUGGCAGCACUGGAGAGAAGCACAACGAGAAUGGGGUGGGGAAUCAGCGCGGGGAGCCCACGCUGUCAGAGCUGCAGGAGAUGGCCACACGACAGCAGCAACAAAUCGAGGCUCAGCAACAAAUGCUUGUUGCAAAGGAGCAACGUUUGCGUUACCUAAAGCAGCAGGAGAGGCGUCAGCAGCAAACUGUGUCCGAGAGCGAAAAGCUGCAGCGGCUGAAGGAGCGCGUGGAGAGCCAGGAGGCGAAGCUCAAGAAGAUUCGUGCCAUGAGAGGCCAGGUGGACUACAGCAAGGUCAUCAAUGGCAACUUGUCGGCAGAGAUUGAACAAGUCACCAGUUUGUUUCAAGAGAAGCAGGCCGAGUUACAGGCGGCUGUGCUGAGGGUGGAGCAGCUCAGCCUGCAGCUGGAGGACCUGCGAAGAGGAAAGCUCAACGGCAUACAGACUGGCCUGGGCGGCCAAGUAACUGGCGCAGCAGCCUUAGAGCUCAGAAAGCUUUACCAAGAGCUUCAGAUUCGGAAUAAGUUGAACCAGGAGCAGAACAGCAAGCUGCAGCAGCAGAAGGACCUUCUGAACAAGCGCAACAUGGAAGUGACGCUCAUGGACAAGCGCAUCAGCGAGCUGCGGGAUCGCCUCUACAAGAAAAAAGCUGAGGCACGUCAAAAAGAGAAUCUUCCUCUUAAUAGAGCCAAUGGGCCCCCCUCCCCCCAACCAGCCCCUGGUACUCUGGGCCGUGUUGCUGCUGUUGGACCCUACAUCCAGGUUCCCGUACCGAGCCGACAGGAUGGAGGCUACACACUACCGCCUGAUCCACUGAAGCCUCAAACACUAGGUGUGAAUGACCAAGCCAACCAGGGUCGUCCCAAAUCAGACGGUGUGCGAAAGCCUCCUGGUCCUUGGAAAGUGUCUGAUUUAGACAUCGUUGUGGACCCGGUACCCCCGUUCUUUCCAGAGUCGCACCCGGGCCCCGGGGCCUCCAGUGGCUCUGACGGCGCGUCCCCUAAUGACACUGGCUGGCCUACUAUAGGCAAGACCAGCACAACUCUGAAGCCUCCUGAGAGACGAGACUCAGGGACCGACAGCCAGGGCAAGAGCCCACCCUCAGGCUCCCCCGUCACCCCAAAUGCAGAAAAGGUGCUAGAUCCAAAGCUUGCUGUAUCCUCCCCUGCCAUAACCAAGCCACAGCCGCCACCAUACGGAUCACACCUCACCUCUGCAAACUUAGCCAGCUCCUUGGAGCGCCGCAAAGAUGCACCUCUUCCACGCCCGCUUCCAAACCCACCGGCGCCCGCGUGGCCCCGUGUGCCACCCUCUACCGGCUCCUCCUCUCAGCAGAUCCAGCAGCGGAUCUCUGUGCCACCGAGCCCCACCUUCCAGCCCAACAUCCCGCUAUUCCCUCCUAUGCUGAGUGAGCGUCUGGAUCCUCCGCCUGCUGUGGCAGUGCGCCCCUUUAUCCCAGACAGAGGGACACGGCCUCAGUCGCCCCGUAAGGGGCCUCCUACCGUAAACUCAAGCUCCAUUUAUCACAUGUAUCUCCAGCAGGCUGCGCCAAAGAGCCAACCAUUGAAGCCUGCUGUUAAAGCAGUAUACGGGAAGCCUCUUCUCCCCUCCAGCUCGACACCAGCAUCUCCCCUGCCAUACGUCCAGGCAGGUGGGGCUUUCCCGGCGCUCCAAGGCCUGCCUGGCAGUGACGACUCUGUAGAUGGAGAACUUCAUGAUCACGAGGGCUUCCAACGCCUGGACCCAUCUGCACCUCCUCCAAGUGUGGAGAAUAUUCCACGACCACUCAGUCCCACGAAGCUUACGCCUAUGGUUCAUUCCCCGCUCCGUUACCAGAGCGACGCAGACCUGGAACUGCUCCGUAAAAAGCUAGCCAACGCUCCAAGGCCGCUGAAGAAGCGUAGUUCCAUCACCGAACCAGAGGGCCCCAGUGGACCUAACAUCCAGAAACUUCUGUAUCAGAGAUUCAACACUCUGGCUGGAGGCAUAGAGGGGAAUGGUGGGAGUGGAUCAGGUGGGAGUACUGGUGCUGGUAAUGGAACACCGUUUUAUCAACCAGCUAUUCCACCUGGAUACCUGGGAGGUGAUUUGCUGGCCGACACAAACAAUGGCAACCUUCUCUCUGAGACACAGCUGCCUCCGCCACCAGGAAAGAAUGGACCAGGCUCUGAAGCUCCCUCUACCACCGAUGCUAAUGACAAUGAACCCAUGACCUCGCCACCAAAAGCAGAUACAGAUCCAGGUGAAGAGGAGGAACCAGAGGACAACACUAACAACAACGUAGGAGGCUCUGAGGCAUCUCUGCCCAGCCCGGUGCCAGAGGUCAGCACUCCGGAGGAGAGCGGGAUGGCUGUCUCACAACAGCUGGAGAAGCGCACAAACCUGAAAAAGCCCGACUCUGAUCGCACUGGUCACGGCUUCAGAGUCAAGUUUAAUCCUUUAGCCCUGCUGCUUGAUGCAUCAUUAGAGGGAGAGUUUGAUCUGGUUCAGCGAAUCAUCUAUGAGGUUGAGAAUCCCAGCACUCCCAACGAUGAGGGCAUCACACCUCUGCACAAUGCAGUGUGUGCAGGACACCACCACAUCGUCAAGUUCCUGCUAGAUUUCGGUGUGAACGUCAACGCCGCAGACAGCGAUGGAUGGACUCCUCUUCACUGCGCCGCCUCCUGCAACAGCGUUCAUCUCUGCAAACUGUUGGUCGAGUCAGGAGCCGCCAUCUUUGCAAGCACCAUUAGUGAUGUGGAGACCGCAGCGGACAAAUGUGAGGAAAUGGAGGAAGGCUACAUCCAGUGUUCCCAGUUUUUAUAUGGUGUUCAGGAGAAGCUGGGUGUAAUGAACAAGGGCACGGUGUACGUUCUGUGGGACUACGACGCCCAGAGUCCAGAUGAGCUGUCGUUUAGGGAGGGAGACGCCAUAACAAUCCUGAGAAGACAGGACGAAAAUGAAACGGAGUGGUGGUGGUCCCGGCUGGAGGACAAAGAGGGCUACGUUCCCCGCAACCUGCUGGGGCUUUGUCCUAGAAUUAAGCCUCGUCAGCGCUCCCUGGCGUAACGUCCCACACCUGGACCAGAGACACAACAGAGGAGCCUGGAGCUCUGACUCCCCCCUGUGGCCAUAACCUUCCCCAGCCUUGUGCUUUCACUAAAUCCUCCCCUCAUAUGCAGAGGGAACUGAACUUUGACCCACCUAAACAUGUCUGCACACACAAAGACAAGCACUCCAAAGUCUCUUGACUGUCUCCUUCCUUAUUGAUCUCACCACAUUGUUCUGACUGAUGAUGAUUUAAAGAUUCAAACACUAUCCCUUGUCUGUAUUUCUUGCAGUGUUCACACUUCAGCCAUCUCCCUAAAAAAAGUCUAUUGAUGGCAUAGGUUUACAUGAUGCUGUAUAAUAACUGGAGGUUUAUCUUUAAGUCUGAUUUGAGUUUUAGGACGUUCUUUUUCUUGUUUUGCUCCACCUGAAUAAACACUAUUAUAGGAAAAACUAACCACCAAAGACAAAAAUAAGUUGAGUGUUUUAAUUCACAUUCUCUGUAGAAGCUGGAAGAAACGCUGAAGAUAAUCAGGUUCUUUGCUGCGGUCAGUAAUUAUUAACGUUCCCAGCAGUUAAAGUUGCUCUUGAGAUUCUAACAGAGCUGAAAUUGAAAUAUUAUGGAUAAAAUGAAAAUAUAAAUCCUCAGUAUUACUCACACAAGCUACUUCAAAGGUUAACAUAGAGUGACCUCUCAUGCAUUAUGUAAUUGAUUUCAUUCUCUUGUUAAUGUGUAAAAUCUGGGUGCAGAAUUACUGUGGAUCUGUGGCAACAACAAUAAAUUAUAAGUGAGCCUUUGAACAAUAAUUUUCCAUGUAUUGUGUAACAAAGCCCAAACCGAGAGGGUUUAACAUGUAUACAAAUAAUCUCUGAAAUUAGCACAUCCCAAAGACAACGUGGUGACAGUGGGCAACAAUCAGUGUUUUGCUUUUCAAGAGAAUGUUGUGUGUGCAACUGUAGAGAGCGUGAGGAAAUGCGUGUAACACAAUUGAUAGCUGCGUUUGCAGUGAAGAAAAGAGGUCAUUAUUGUUAAAUGUCACUGAAAUCCUAAAUAGCUUUAUUUAUAUCCAUCACCCCUCCACAAUUCAUUGGUGCCCCUGGUACAGACGUGUACAAAUGCCUUAAAGUAGAUUAUUAUUGCAACUCUGUGACCCCCUGCAGCAAAGAGCCGCCACUCUUUGUUGCACCUAUCUAACAGUGGGCGUUUAGAGUUUUUUUUGUCUACCUAUAGUACCCCUCCUCAGUGUACGAGCAGACGUUAUAAACUUGGGUUCUCAUUCAGUCAUGUUUAUUGCAGUUUCCAUUGUUUUAAGCUUAAAAUAUUUAAUUGUUCUUACUUUAGAUAAGAUGAAGUUGUGGUAACUAGAGUUCUAGCCAUUUCCUCCAUUAUAGAGAUUAACACGCAUCCACCAUACUUGAGUGGUAUGUUCUUUUGUCUUUCCCAUUUUGAGGAGUGGCUGAGAGAGCUGGGCCUUUACGUCAAGUCAUAUCUAUUCCCCAGAAAAACAGGAUGUCAUGGGUUACUUCAUACAGAUUCCUAGAUACUCUGAUAAAUGUAAACAAUUUCAAAACUUCUUCAGUUACAUUUAUUUCUGCGUGUUUGUUAUUGUCAGUUUUAUUUCUGCAAGUUAUUUUAAAACAGUGCUGUGCAGGUUAGUUUGAAAACACACAGAGGCACUACAGCAAUGUCUACAAUAAGUGAAAUAAAGUAUGAGGAAAUUGAGUAAAAAUAGACUAAAACACUCAGCAGUAUGAAUAUCAGGUGGCAGGUGGGGCGUUCCAAUAAGUGGUUAUUUCACAUUUAUUUCUUAACCUAAGAUUUUUUUUCCCCACCUGAAUAAAUGCAUUCAAAAUAAAGGUUGGAUUUUCUAAUUUUUUUUCCUAUGAGAUUAUCCUUGUAGAAUUAAAGAUGGGUUUAAUUUAAGGCAUUUUACGCAUCUUUACCGGGGCGGUCAAUGACUGAGUGGAAAACGUGCCGUCAUUUAAGCAGUAAAGGGUUUCAACGUUCUUAAGGAAAAAAAAAAAGUAAGACGAAACCUGAAAGGACACCAAGUUAAAUACACAAAAGAAAAUGACUGAUUAAUGUUGCAUAACUGUUAGCUAUGAUGUAUAAUUGCAUCUCGAGGCGUUUUACUGGUCAGUUUUCUUUACGAUUGAACCGCUUGUUGCUUUCAGACUCAUCCCUACAAACUAGCUUUAAAAAAAAAGUACAGAUAAUUUAUCAUAGCUAGUUUUAGACUCUGAAAUAUUGGCUUUCCUUAACACGCAACUUCAUAAUCAGUCUGAAAAGAAUGCAGGAAAUGGACAUUGUUUUUCUUUGGAUAUAUUUCUUAUUUAAAAAAGGUCCAAGCAAGUAGACCCAGUAGCAGUAUCUCACUAUUCUCUUCCAACAAAACGGACACUCAUGAUUUCAAAAACAAUUACUUAACAGUUGUUUUUUUUUUUUUCGUGUGACCUUACACUCAAGUUCUUAAUUUUAUUUAUAUAUUCUCUUUUUCUCCGUUCAAAUCUUUUUUUCCCAUCCUAGCUGGAAUAUACAAUAAGUCUUUGGUUUAUUUCUUAUAAUUUGAACAACUCCACUGAAAUAUCUCAGGACUGACAAAUUGCAGCAGACACAUUUCAUCUCAGCUUUGGUAUAGCAUUUAACAAAUUGCAGUCUGUUGCAAAUAUGUCUGGGCCAUCAUUGUAAAACUCCUGUUACCUUUGGUUUGUGCCAUAAAUACCUUUAAAUUAGAGUGUGAAUAUUAGAAUUGAACCUGUUUGUUUGAGCUUUACGUUGCUGAAAUGCUAAUAAAAUCUAUUUGCUCUGUUUAACUAUU
Messenger RNA from Girardinichthys multiradiatus, 6665 nucleotides. RefSeq names its product protein phosphatase 1, regulatory subunit 13Bb (gene ppp1r13bb). The transcript has 19 exons. Gene Ontology annotation, biological process: regulation of apoptotic process. The record is from RefSeq and is a predicted model, not a curated record. The coding region runs from base 508 to 3867 and encodes 1119 amino acids. Gene Ontology annotation, molecular function: p53 binding. Gene Ontology annotation, cellular component: nucleus. Lineage: Eukaryota; Metazoa; Chordata; Actinopteri; Cyprinodontiformes; Goodeidae.